This is a messenger RNA of Sorghum bicolor (sorghum), 2490 nucleotides long. Its product is annotated as calcium-binding mitochondrial carrier protein SCaMC-1. The record is from RefSeq and is a predicted model, not a curated record. Lineage: Eukaryota; Viridiplantae; Streptophyta; Magnoliopsida; Poales; Poaceae. Gene Ontology annotation, biological process: transmembrane transport. Bases 17 to 1831 code for a protein of 604 amino acids. Gene Ontology annotation, molecular function: calcium ion binding; ATP transmembrane transporter activity. The transcript has 5 exons.
AGUACCCCAACGGCCAAUGUCUCAGCAAUGCAAUUACAAAUUCCCGUAUUCCGGCCACGAAUACGGCGAUGCGCUUGAAUACGUCGCCGUAGGCCUCAGACACGCACACAUCCACGCAUAUUCCCCUUGCCUUCUUCCCCCGUCGCCUUUCCCUCCCCUCCCGGCUCCGCUGCAUUCCAUUCCAUCCCCGGGCCAGCCGAAACCACCCCACCCCACCACCGCGCCCUCCUCCUCCUCCGCCGCCGCCCGCCGCCGGCGACAUGACCGGCGCGGCGGCCCACGCGGUGAGCCCCCGCGGCGGCGCCUCCGCCUCCGCGUCCGCGUCCCAGCCCCACGCCGCAGCAGCCGCGGCCGCGGGGGCCGGAGCGGCGGGGUGCGAGCCGGUGCGGAAGGCGGGGCCCGUGACCAUGGAGCACGUGCUGCUCGCGCUCCACGAGACGGAGGCCGAGCGGGAGGCGCGGAUCCGGGACAUGUUCGCCUUCUUCGACACCGAGGGCCGCGGGCAGCUCGACUACGCGCAGAUCGAGGCCGGCCUCGCCGCGCUGCAGGUGCCCGCCGAGUGCAAGUACGCCAGGGAGCUGCUCCGCGCCUGCGACCGCGACCGCGACGGCCGCGUCGGCUACGACGACUUCAGGCGCUACAUGGACGACAAGGAGCUCGAGCUCUACCGCAUCUUCCAGGCCAUCGACGUCGAGCACAACGGGUGCAUCCUCCCCGAGGAGCUCUGGGACGCGCUCGUCAAGGCUGUUUGCUGUCUGCAGGUAUAGAGAUUAAUGAUGAGGAGCUGGCAAGAUUUGUUGAGCAUGUGGAUAAGGACAACAAUGGGAUUAUUACUUUUGAAGAAUGGAGGGAUUUUCUUCUACUUUACCCCAAUGAGGCGACCAUUGAGAACAUUUAUCAUCACUGGGAAAGAGUCUGCCUUGUUGAUAUAGGUGAACAUGCUGCUAUACCAGAAGGCAUAAGUAAACAUGUCAAUGCAAGCAAAUAUCUCAUUGCUGGAGGGAUUGCUGGUGCAGCAUCUCGUACUGCAACUGCUCCUCUGGAUCGCCUUAAAGUGAUCAUGCAAGUACAAACGACGCGUACUACAGUCAUGCAUGCAAUUAAAGAUAUCUGGACUAAAGGUGGCAUGCUGGGAUUUUUUAGAGGGAAUGGAUUGAAUGUUGUAAAAGUCGCUCCAGAAAGUGCAAUAAGAUUUUAUGCCUAUGAAAUGUUAAAAGAAUAUAUUAUGAAGAGCAAAGGAGAAAAUAAGAGUGAAAUUGGUGCUUCUGAACGUCUCGUUGCUGGUGGUUUAGCUGGUGCAGUGGCUCAAACAGCAAUUUAUCCUAUAGAUUUAGUAAAGACUCGUCUACAGACGUAUUCAGGUGAGGGUGGUAAAGUUCCUAGAAUUGGUCAGCUCUCAAGGGAUAUUUUGGUGCAUGAAGGCCCCCGAGCUUUUUACAGAGGUCUUGUUCCAUCUUUGCUUGGUAUCGUACCUUAUGCCGGAAUUGAUCUUGCUGUAUAUGAGACUUUGAAAGAUGUGUCAAAGACAUAUAUACUGAAGGACAGUGAUCCUGGUCCUCUAGUACAGCUAGGUUGUGGGACUGUCUCUGGAGCUCUAGGGGCAACAUGUGUUUACCCUUUACAGGUCAUCAGAACAAGACUGCAAGCUCAACAAGCCAAUUCAGAAUCUGCCUAUAGAGGAAUGUCUGAUGUCUUCUGGAGAACCCUACAGCAUGAGGGUGUUUCUGGAUUCUACAAAGGAAUUCUACCAAAUCUCCUUAAAGUGGUGCCUGCUGCAAGUAUUACCUAUAUAGUUUAUGAGGCGAUGAAGAAAAAUCUGUCUCUUGAUUAAAUUCUGGAGUUGUUGGGGAAAAAUCAGCCAUCAUUAUUGGCAUGGCUGACUGUAGAGAUAAUGACAACACAUGAAUUUUACUGGUUGAAUAGUUCCUUUUUGAAGUCAAAGAUGGUGCCUUCAAUAUAGAACUGGAAGCAGUGGUGGCAUUUUCGUCCUAAUUUUGAUUCAGCAGAAAUGAAGUGAUAAACAUGAGAUCAUCGAGGCCCAUGCCUGGCAUACUGCUAUUGACACCAUCGACACCGACUUAGCUGUUCACCGUGAAUUUCCGAAGGCUUGUUUUACCCCCCGUCUGGGGCGAGUUUUGUUAGACUGUAACACACACAGGGAAACUCUCCUAACUUAAUUACAAUUCCUUGUGCUCCUCAACUCAGACUGGAGCUGUGACCUUUACUGACUACAAAAUUGCCCGGCAAAAAGGGUGCUGGUUAUACCUGUAUGUCUUUUUCCACGGCGACUUGGCACAAGUCAUUGCCUAGUGAAUGUAAUAAUCCGCCCGUAUCGUUAGUCUUCCUUAUGGUUUCCAAUGACCCUGUUGCAUGUAUUUGCAUUGCCAAAGCAAGGUGCAAAAAAGGGGCUGUAUGUGCAUAAAAAGGUGCCAAAGCAGAUGUCAAGAAACUCUCGAGGUGCAUAAGGGGUUUGUAUAUGUUUUUAGUUCA